CGUGUUUCUCGGAAUAACUUCCUGUCUUGUUGUCAUGGGCGACACGGACGCGGGGAGACUCCACACGGUCGAGUGUGGGAAUUUUGGCGUUAUUUUGGGUCAAAAUUAAAUCCCUGGCAAUUGACUGAAGCGAAAUGCCACCCAAGGGUGCAAAAAAAGGCGCGGCGGCGAAGAAAACCGCCGCCGCACAGGGUCCGGACGUCCAGACUUGGGAGAGUGGUCUCGCCAAUGCACAGUUUGACGAGGACAACUGGCAAGCGUGCGUGUGCUUCUUGGUGGGUCGAAGUCCGGACGACGAGGACCUGAUCCGGCUGAUGGCUCGGGCCGUGCAGCAACCGCAGCGCAAACUUUUCACCUCGCUCGCUUGGGAGGACACCGAGGCCAAGAUUCGAGAAUAUGGGAAUCCCAAAGCGAAAAAACGUGACGCUUUUCCUCAGUACUACGAGGUGACGACGCCCGCCAGGGAGCUGCUCGAGGCCCGCGAGGAGAUCCCCGCUGAGCUCAUGGCGCAAAUAAUCAAGUUUAUGCUGCUGCAGGUGAAAGACAGCGACCAGCGGAGGCGCAAAACAGAGCAAGUUCGAACCGCUGCUCCUGUCGCCAAAGGAAAAGCCGGAGCGAAAGGCAAAGACAAGAAGGCAAAGGAUGAGCCACCUCCUAAACCCAAAACAAAACUUAAACGCAGGGAUGAUGUCGAACCACCCAAGUACAUAGACGACGAGCCCAACGACGGCCCUCAACAUUACAUCCUGCUGAUGGGCUUCCACCAGCCUCAGCUGGUGGGGACGCUGGAUGGCGCCGGCGUGCACGUCGCCAACGUCAUCAGGCUGAGCGCCACGCAUCCGCCCUGCGAAGAGGACCACGAGGAGGAUGAGGAAAACCCCGAGCCCAACGCGGAUGAAAUUGCUGCCGAAGAGGCGAAGGCUGCGCAGGCCAAAGUACUGGACCACUUCUGGGCAGCACUGAGGCAAGUUUUGGACAACGGAGGAGCAAACUCCAGACUGCACAACGUGGCUCAGCUGGAAUACGCCGUCCCGGACCCGUUGAUGACCUUUGACCGGCAGGAUUUCGACUCGGUGACGGAGGUGGCGACCCAAAUGUUUGACGACGUGGCCAAUCUCAUCUAUGACUGCCUGGACUGGCGCAGGCAGCACCAGCACUACUUGGACAGCGCUAACUUCAUACGUGUGCCCUCUGUGGUCUCGGGGCAGGACGCUCCACCACCUGCAGAGACUGGAGCUACCGUGUCCCCACGUUCGAAGAAACCAGGACGCCCUCCAGCCGCAAAAAAGCCGCCGUCCUCUCUGACCACCGACGUGGACAUGAAUCACUACAGCAGCCUCAUGGAGCACAUCCCGGCCGAGGCCUGCUCCGUGCCGCUCAUCUUGCACUGUAUGCUGGAACAGGUCGUGUUGUCAAAUGAGCAGCCCCCGCCGUCGCAAGCGCCUGACGACUCCGACCCCGAGACCGCUCCCGGUCUGGAUCACCACGUGGUGGGCCAAAUGCUGCAAAACGUCUUGCCUGAGGUCGAACCAGGGGAAGAGAAGAGAGACUUGCUCUACAGUUUGUUGACCACUGUACAGAGGCAAGAGGACAAGGAGAUGCUUAAGGAACAGUUUCAGGUUGAGGUGUCACCGAGAACACCCGAGCAGCCUGUCAUCAUCAGACACCAUGAUGAAAGGGCGCUGCGCUUAAUUGGCAUAACUGGGACUCAAGGUUUGGAUCCAGCCCAGGAGGAGGCAUCCAUGAUGAAGCAGUCGCCCACGUGGAGGCUCAUCAACUCUGUGGCUCAGCGGCGCUCCAACAGCUCCUGCUGGAGGGCCAUCAAACAGCAGCUCCAGCGCCAGUGCACCGAUGAUGAGGUGUCAUGGCCGCAGGUGGAGCGCUUCCUUCACCAGAGCGUGUUUGAGAGCAUGCAAUUGACUGGAUUGGAUGAAGACGGCGUUCUGGGAAAAGACUGCAGACCUUUAGGAAUGGUGCACCAUGCCAAAAAACCCCCCGUCAACCCCUGGGACAACCCGUUGUCCUUUGCGAAGCAGAAGCUUCGCAACCAACGCAAGAAAUCUUCAAUGUUUCUCCAAGAAGACUCGACAGAUUCUACAGAGAUCAGCGAGCGCCUAGUCGCCCGGCUGGACCUGUCUGACAUUCAGAGUUGCCGAUUGAGGUCUCUGAAGGAUUGGCACUACGUUGAACACCACGAGGCGGCCAUCUUUCCUCAGGUCCUCCAGUCGGCCGCCCAGCAGUAUCGCUGUCUGGACACACUCAGAGGAAGUCAUAAUAACGUCUUGUACAUUUUCUGCCACAAUCCCAUGAGUUCCAAUCGCUUGUGCAAAGAAUUCUGGGACGUAGCCAUUCAUACGGAUGUCAAGUUCAGGACAUAUUUGGAGCAUGUAGCAGACACCAUCAGAGACUGGAUUGAGAAAGAGGAGCUGAAGAAGCAGGAGUUGGAAAACAACCAAACAAGUCCCGAGCAAGAUUCAGAAACUUGCACAGAGGACGAUGAGGAGUCACAAGUGGCUUACAUCACCAAAAACUCACUCAAAGCCGCCAAGAUGGAGGAGGAAAGGUUGAAGGAAGAGGAAUCCAAAAAAGGCAAGAAGCCGGCCAAGGCGGCGGGGGGAAAAAAGCAGAAUCCGGCCAAGAACGCCAAGUCCGCCGAUACCAAGAAAAGCGACAAAUCCGCCAACACGGCCAAGAGCAAAACGACCACCAACAGCUCCACGGUGGCCGCCUCCGACCAGUCGCUUUCCAUUAAAACGGAAGACAAAGAGGAGGCCGGCAGUGGCUUCACGGGCUUCCACAUGGAUGGAAUGUUGGUCCAUCUGUCAGGGUCUCUCCAGUACCUCUUUCCUGCGGCUGGGGGAGACGUUACCGUGGAGACCGUCAGCUACGUUGAAGGUUCCAGGAUGCUGAAAGUGGCCGUGAAGCAAGACGGCCACCACUUCUACACGCACGUCAGCCACGUUGUCCACGCAGCGAGAAAUGACGUGAAAGAGCAUCCUGUCAAGACGACCGUAGAGACCAGGCGGGGCUUCUCGGCGUUGCUGGAUAACGGCGUCCGGGUGUCUUACAGCUUCGAAACACCACCAGAGAAAAGCAAAGCCCCACAAGAGAGUCUCAAGGAAACAGAGAAAGGGCAUCAAGAGUCGACGGCAGCGGAGCUGACCGACGUCCCAAACGACGACGGCACCCCUGCAGAGGUGCAGGUGUGUCCGUGUGAAAGCCAGCCAGAAGUGUGCCCGAGUCCAUUCAACAGCCUCAGCUUGUCUGUCCCUAGUGGCCUACUUGUGCAGUUUAUGCGUGAAGAAGAGGACCUGAGUAUGCUGGUGCGACUGAGUUUUCACGCCGCAGGCUGCCAGGAGCCUUGUCUGGCCAAAGAGGCGUCUCGCGUCAUCACCAGUCAGGGAACCGUGAUCCGAUACAUGAAGGACUCCUCCAGCGAGGUGCUCUUUGCAGAUGGCACGGUCAGUUCCAGCUUGGAUUCCGGUCCAGUGUGGGUACAAGAAAUAGAAGAAGUAGAGGCUCCGGAUGAGCAAAAUCCAGAGAACCAAGUGACUUCUCCUCCUCGAGGGUUUUGGGCGACGACGACGCCCUGCGGUACUCGUGUUUGCACCGUCGGUAGCACGCACGAACAGAUUCCCGCCUGCGCUCUUCUAACCUACCACACGUCCGACCCGGUCACUCACGAGACGAUGCUGAACCGCGAAGAUCUGGUGGUGACGGUGUGGAAGCCGGAUGGCUCCGUGAGCAUCAAUCAUGCAGAUGGGACGAGAAUCACCACCUUCUACCAAGAAAGGCCUCCAAGCGCGGCCGAGGAAGGAUGUGUCCCUUGUUCAGAAGCGGACAAAGAGAAGGUGGUGGUGGUGGAGAACGAGGCCUGCGCCACUGUGUUGAUGUACCCCGAACGACACGUGGCGGAAAUCUGGUUGGCUGAUGGGACCGUUAUCACCGGGAAUAAUAACGGAGGGUAUCAGGUGGUCCCAUCCAGUGUUGGGCUGCUGUACAUCCAAAGUGACGGCAAGUGUGUCUACUCCAACAGAUCCCCGUGGGGUGGCCUCCCAUCUUACAUCAUGAGUCACACUGACAAAGUGGUCUGUGACAUAACGGACCUGGGGGGAAACUACUUUCAGGUGUUCGAAGACGGCCGGGUGACUGCACAUGUUGGCCUAGCUCCAAACCCACUGCAAGAGGAAGAGGAAGAUGCAGACAAAAGGACGACAGCCAUGCCCAGAGACCAUUGUCCUAGGCUAUUCCUGGUGCACGAGGAUGGUUCCGGUUCCGAGCUCCUGAGUAGCCAAGCUGUGACAGAGCUGCUGUACCAGGCCAACCUGGACCCCACCGUGGCUCUGGUGAAGGACCCGCUACCAGACACACAAGGUGAGUUUGGCGUCACCGUCUUGAAGCCCGGCCUCGAAAACGUGCGGUCCAAGUGGGUGCACGUGAAGCCGGACCGUACCGCCAUACCUCAGAGCUUCCGGAACCGCAGUGGGCACAGGUCCUCCAGUUUUGAGAAGGCUCACAUUCCUUUAUUUGGGACCACUACGGGGCACGUGACCGGCCCGAAAAAGCGCAGCGCCGACACUGUCGCUGUCCUCAACUGCCCCAAAGUCCUGGAGAUCAGGGAACUCUACCAGCACAGGGAAUUAAGCCGACGGCUCAGAAACAUGGUGGACAUGCGACUGAAGGAAUAUAUUGAGAGUUUGAUGGAGAAGGCACAGCGGUCGGCUGACGUGAUGCUCAAGGAGCCUCGGACGGAAGGGGAGCGAGCCCAGGCUGGGAUUCUGCUGAGUCAGUCUAUUACAGAGGAAGACAAAGAAACCUGCAGCGUCACAAAAAGGACCCCAGGGGACAUUGGCAGUCUGUACAACAAGGCCGUGCAAGCUCCGGUCGAGAUGUCGGACAAUCUCAACGAUCCCGCGAUGAUGGGCCGUCUCAGCUGCACCAGCAUCAAGGAGUCAAAGUGGACAAGCACACUAGAACAAUACAGACAGGAGCUGUACGAAGUGAAGGCUUGCAUCGAGGCGCUGAGGAAGAAGAUCAUUGUGCCGUACUUUCACCCGGAAAAUAUCUCAUUACACCAGGAAAGACUCAUAGAGGGUACGUUAGUGUUUACUUGCACUUUGAUUGUGUUCCAGAAUCAUCAUCUCCACGGAAGUCCAGAAAAUAGGAGGCCAAUCUUGAGCGAUCCAACCUUCAGCGAGUCGGACGAUACGGAAGAAGCCUUCCAGAGGGACAUCCGACUAGAAGAGUCUCGUAAAUCCGCGGGAUUAUAUCACUAUGACAUUGUAGCGCCACGGCUCUCGGAACCGAGACCUUCUUAUUCUGCCAGUUACGCAACCGUGAGGAGCAGCAGGACGCCUGGCAUCACACCUCCAACUGCACCAGCGGCUCUUGGUUGUCGGCCGGACUCCUCCAGGCUUCGGAAGUCGGUCCAUGUGAAUGUAAUCGGGGAGCCCAGGCGGACGAACGUCAGACUUCCACCUUCGAUCACCAGCUCCAAACCCUUCAGUGUGCCCAAUCAUCACUUCCGCUCUGUGGAGGAGCCAGUGCGGCGCAGGUGUCGCACCAUUUCACUGGCUGACCCGAAUGUUAUAACCAGAGGCUUUGAGCUGCGCCCGUCCAGUGUCGAUUUUGGCUGGCAAAGGGAUGGCACGUUCUCACUCGUCACGGUGGUCAUGAAGAAUGUGGGCGUCGACACCUGCAGGUUCCACGUGAAACAGCCUCCGAUCUCAUCAGGCCUACGUGUCAAGUACCAGCCGGGACCUGUGCCGGCAGGUUUGCAUGUUGAGCUGAGUAUCGAGCUGUAUGCCAUGUGCGAGGCGCACGAGGGCUACAUGGAUCCCGCCAAGUACAUCACCCAGGACAUUAUCAUCCCCACGGAGACCGACAUCCUCUUUUUGCCUGUCACGGCCAAUAUCCUUCGAAUAUGUGGGGCCCGACACCAUCCAAGACCCAAGGGUUAA
Messenger RNA from Hippocampus zosterae (dwarf seahorse), 5960 nucleotides. RefSeq names its product sperm associated antigen 17 (gene spag17). NCBI's taxonomy places the organism in Eukaryota, Metazoa, Chordata, Actinopteri, Syngnathiformes, Syngnathidae. Gene Ontology annotation, biological process: epithelial cilium movement involved in extracellular fluid movement; axonemal central apparatus assembly. Gene Ontology annotation, cellular component: axonemal central apparatus. The transcript is spliced from 47 exons. Bases 135 to 5960 code for a protein of 1941 amino acids. The record is from RefSeq and is a predicted model, not a curated record.